AUGGCCAGCAAGGUGUGCAGAAACCGGGCUCUGGCCUCCGCCCUGCGGGCCACCAACCCGACGGUCAGAGCCCGCAGCGAGACCGCGGUGCGGUGUUUCGCGACCACAGCCCGCGCCCAGGUCAACCUCCCGAAGGAUGUCCACAACCCCCGCCAGGCGCCCCGUCCAAAGCCCGCCACCACCACCCUUCAGGUGCCCCUCGUUAACCCGGCCGACAAGUAUGAGUCCAAGGCCGACAACCUGCACAAGUACGGCUCGUGGCUCAUGGGCUGUCUCCCCAAGUACAUCCAGCAAUUCUCUGUCUGGAAGGACGAAUUGACGAUUUACAUCUCCCCGGCGGGCGUCGUCCCGGUGUUUACAUUUUUGAGGGACAACACCGCGGCCGAGUUCACCCAACUGACCAGCGUUACGGCCGUUGAUUUCCCCACUCGCGAUCAGCGAUUCGAGAUUGUCUACAACCUGUUGAGCGUCAGGCACAACUCCCGCAUCCGCGUCAAGACGUACGCCGACGAGACGACGCCGGUGCCCAGCGCCACGGCUGUGUACGACGGCGCCAACUGGUACGAAAGAGAGGUGUACGACAUGUUCGGCGUCUUCUUUGCGAACCACCCCGAUCUGCGCCGUAUCAUGACGGACUACGGCUUUGAGGGCCACCCGCUGCGCAAGGACUUCCCGCUCACGGGGUACACGGAGAUUCGGUGGGACGAGGAGAAGAAGCGGAUUGUGACGGAGCCGCUGGAGUUGACGCAAGCGUUCCGCAACUUUGAGGGCGGUUCGAGCGCAUGGGAACAGAUUGGGCCAGGUGUGAACAAGACACCGGAAACGUUCAAGCUACCGACGCCGAAACCAGAGGAGAAGAAGGAGGAGCCGAAGAAAUAA
This is a messenger RNA of Dichotomopilus funicola, 879 nucleotides long. RefSeq lists its product as uncharacterized. The transcript has 2 exons. The record is from RefSeq and is a predicted model, not a curated record. Lineage: Eukaryota; Fungi; Ascomycota; Sordariomycetes; Sordariales; Chaetomiaceae. Bases 1 to 879 code for a protein of 292 amino acids. Gene Ontology annotation, molecular function: NADH dehydrogenase (ubiquinone) activity.